AUGAAAAACCAAAGCAGGCUUGUUCAUAAAACAAAGAGAAAAUUUAGUGUUUCAGCAGUGCCACAAACUGUAUAUCUUGGAUUGGAAUUAGACUAUGAUCAGGCUAAUCAAAAAAAAAUAGUUUAUGCUGUUUCUAUACAUGAUGGAUAUUAUACAGUUGAUUUUGAAUCUUCUUCAGUGGAUGUUUCCAAAUAUAAAACUGACCAAGAAAAAAUCAAUGGAGCCGUUGAUGUAAUAUUAGGAAAUAUUGCUUUAUAUGUUAAAACUCAAAAAUUCAAGGUUCAAGCUAUAGGUCUAGGUGCUUAUUUAAAAAAUCAAGAUGGAAAUGAUAUAAAAAAGUUAUUGUUCACAUCACCUAGUUUAGCAUCAAGAAUUUGGUUAGAACUUGAUGCAUUGCCAUUCAUUGUUCAUACAAAAGGCAGGACUGUUGAUGAGAGAGCUAGUUCUGCUGUUAGAAAAACUGUUGUUUGGAUGAGUCCUCUAACACCAGGAUCAAUUCCAAGAAUAUCAGUUGGCUAUAGGCAUGAAGUAGAGGUUGAUCUUAAUGGAAUGAUCAAAUUGGUUGAUUUGCUUCAUUAUGAAAAAACUGUUUGCCCUGAAACCUGGAGAGUAAUAAAUACUAUUGCAAAUGAGCUCAGAGCCAAAAAUACUUAUAUAUCAUUUUUUAAUGCCACUCCUCAAGGUGGUGGAGUUGCUUUGAUGAGACAUGCAAUUGUACGUUUAUGUCAUUUAUUAGAACUUAAUAUACACUGGUUUGUUGCCAAACCAAAACCUGAAAUUUUUGAUAUCACAAAAAGAAAAUUUCAUAAUGUUCUACAGGGUGUUUCUCCACCUAAUGUUAGACUAACAAAAUCCGAUAAGGAAGAAUUCAUUGCAUGGUCUAAUAAUAAUGCUAAAUGCUUCUGGAAUGAUGAUGAAGGUCCUAUAAAAAAAAGUGAUGUGAUAAUUAUAGAUGAUCCACAAGCUUUAUUGUUGUUACUUAUUGGCGGUGUUACUAAAAAUACGAGUGAUGGAAUGAAAAUUCGUGGUGACCUGAAUAUAUGCUUGAUGGGUGAUCCCGGCGUUGCAAAGUCUCAAUUACUUAAAUAUAUAUGUAAAGUUGCUCCAAGAGGUGUAUAUACAACUGGUCGUGGUAGUUCUGGUGUUGGUUUGACUGCAUCAAUUAAUCGGGAUCCAACAACUGAUGAAAUGAUUCUUGAUAGACCAAAUCUGGAUGAAGAUACUAAAUUAGCACAGCAUGUUGCUUAUGUUCAUUCAUUUGGUAAACAUCCAGUAAUGCAAACUGAAGUAGUGGAGGCUCAAAUGAUUAGACACUAUAUUGCUGAAGCAAGAAAUUGUCGUCCAACUAUUCCACCACCUGUUGGUUGGUAUAUGGUUGAUACAUAUAAACGACUUCGUCAAGAUCAAGCCGGUGGUGAUUUCAAAAAAAAGGAAUUUACUUUUACAAGUGCUCGUACCUUGCUAGCAAUGGUUCGAUUAGCACAAGCACGAGCACGCCUAGGGUUAAGAGAAGAGGUUAAUCAAGAUGAUGUCGAUGAAGCAUUGAGGUUAAUAUAUGUAUCUAAAGAAUCAUUAAAGGAUCCAGACACAAACAAUGACAAUUUUGAUAGAUCACCUACUUCUAUAAUUUACGGAAUUAUAAAAACAAUAAUAGCUAGAGAACGAUUAGUACUGGAAAAUCAUGGUGGAUUAUCAAUUGAUUAUUUGACUAUUAAACAAAGAGUUUUGGCAAAAGGUUAUACAGAAGAUCAGUUAUUAGAGUGCAUUCAAAAUUAUCAAGAACUUGCAGUUUGGACAUUGAGUAGGGAUCGAGACACAUUAACAAUACUUAAUAUCUGA
This is a messenger RNA of Entrophospora sp. SA101, 1839 nucleotides long. NCBI's taxonomy places the organism in Eukaryota, Fungi, Glomeromycota, Glomeromycetes, Entrophosporales, Entrophosporaceae. The record is from the annotation of a GenBank genome assembly.